CCGGCGACGCGUACGAUGCGACGCGGACCCGCGGACGUGGAGUACGUGGAUAUUCGGAGCGAUCGAUUGUUCGGUGUCACUCUAACCUCUUCGCGGACGCGCACGCGAAUCAUCGACCGAAAGUCUCGUUUGAUCGCUCUCGUCCGUGAACGAUAGCCCGUCGAGCAUCUGGCGCGGUUUGAACGCACGCAUUUUCGCGCGAUCGCUCGACCGUGGCUAACUUCAUUCUCGCUUCGAGGGAGUCGAUUCGAAAGUGAAAACCUUUCGCCCGGCAUCGCCGCGCCUUUCCAACGCGUCAUUCGUAUAUUUGGCCUCUUGUCGACGCUAGAGAGGAAAGAUUAGACGCCGCUUGCACGACUAGGUACGGGAAAUGAUAAGCGGAAAUUGAAUUCCGAGAAUGACGAGAGCUCCCCUAAUCGAUCAUCAUGACGCCGUCACCUUACGUCUCUCGAAUAAAUCAAAUCGACGCCGCUCAGUUGGACACGGAGAUCUACAAGGUAUUGCGGAAUCAAGCCAGGGAGAUCGCCAGGUACGGCGCGCCCGGCAAGAUCGACAAAUGGCAAGCGGAAGUGGACGCCGUCCUGAAAUUCUUCAUCUGGAAAUUCUCGCUGCAACGUGGCUCCUCCACAUUCGGCCAGCGGCUCCUCAAUCUGCACUACGCCAACAUCAAUCACCGAAAGUCCGUGCUCCACUUGAUUCUAAGCGUUCUUCCGCAGUAUCUGAAAGACAAAUUAGCUCACGAGAACCUAUCCGAACGUGGCGCGUUCGCCCAAGUGCUAAAGUCGCUCGUCGACUGGACGACGAACGCGAUCAAUCUCCUCGAGCUCGUUAAUCUGCUGUUCUUCCUCCAUCGGGGCGUGCAACCGCGCGUGAUAGAGUUUCUGCUCGGUCUGUCCAGUCAGUCGAUAACGACUCACCGACCCAGAAUCAUCGGUUACUCGUAUAUGACGAGGGAAUUGCUCUGGCACGGUCUGAUGGAACUCUUCACGAUCGGCAUACCCAUGAUAAACUUCCACUAUCUGAAGCACGCGGCGAUGAGGCUGUGGCGGCGGCCGGAACCGUCGAGCGGCCUGUUCCCGGUGAUGAACGCCACGACCAAGUGCGCCUACUGCUACGAGGACCCGAUUCUGCCGUCGCACGCCGGCUGCGAGCACUUGUUCUGCUACUACUGCCUACAGGCGCACUUCACCGCGAUGAGCGCGUUCCAUUGUCCCACCUGCGACGCGGAGCUCCGUGCCGAGGAUAUGAAAAGAUACACGGUCGCGAGCGCACCGCGGAGCGACGACGAGGAGUCGGACGAUAGCUUCGAGAAAGUGGACGAUGGAUAACCGCGAACGUACGUAUAUUUUCAGUUUUAUCAGAGACAACUGAUGGUGACUCGAAGUGACGUGAUUGUGAUGAACGAGUCACGGUGCCAACUUUCGCUUUAUAGACCUCGUCAAAUACUAUCUUUACAAGUGAAAAUGAUUGAUGUUACUGCAAUGUGUGAUAACGUGUUAAUUCCGUUAGAAAGAAUUCACCUCAACGACCAAAGUAAUAAAAAAUAAAAUAUAGAAAAGAAACAGUGUGUUUUGUCGCAAACGCGACAAAUAUAAGUAUACAAAACUAAUUUUAUUAUUAUAUCGGUGUUAAUUAAAUCUUCUAGGAAACAAAUAAAAUUAUGAAU
This is a messenger RNA of Temnothorax curvispinosus, 1666 nucleotides long. It is a transcript of the gene Pex2, whose product is annotated as peroxisome biogenesis factor 2. Gene Ontology annotation, cellular component: peroxisomal membrane. NCBI's taxonomy places the organism in Eukaryota, Metazoa, Arthropoda, Insecta, Hymenoptera, Formicidae. Gene Ontology annotation, biological process: protein import into peroxisome matrix. Bases 426 to 1328 code for a protein of 300 amino acids. Gene Ontology annotation, molecular function: zinc ion binding. The record is from RefSeq and is a predicted model, not a curated record. The transcript is spliced from 2 exons.